Sebastes umbrosus (honeycomb rockfish) is the source of this 2672-nucleotide messenger RNA. RefSeq names its product muskelin 1, intracellular mediator containing kelch motifs (gene mkln1). NCBI's taxonomy places the organism in Eukaryota, Metazoa, Chordata, Actinopteri, Perciformes, Sebastidae. The record is from RefSeq and is a predicted model, not a curated record. The transcript is spliced from 19 exons. Bases 59 to 2293 code for a protein of 744 amino acids. Gene Ontology annotation, molecular function: protein binding. Gene Ontology annotation, cellular component: cytoplasm.
GUGUACUGUGUCUUUAAGUGACGUCACCGCUCUUCUCCCUCUGCUUGUUAUUUUCUGCAUGAAGAUGGCGGUGGUUCCAGAGAGCAGAGUCUUGACGUUCAGCGUCUUUAAAUGGAGCUCCUACUCCUCCACCUAUCUACCAGAGAAUAUCUUGGUGGACAAACCUAAUGAUCAGUCUUCCAGGUGGUCUUCUGAGAGCAACUAUCCUCCACAGUUUUUAAUCUUGAAGUUGGAAAGGCCGGCGAUUGUUCAGAGCAUCACCUUUGGGAAGUAUGAGAAGACUCACGUGUGCAACCUGAAGAAGUUUAAAGUGUUUGGUGGGAUGAGUGAAGAGAACAUGACCGAGCUUUUGUCCAGUGGCCUUAAGAAUGACUACAACAAGGAAACGUUCACCUUAAAGCACAAGAUCGAUGAGCAGAUGUUUCCCUGCAGAUUUGUCAAAAUAGUGCCUCUGAUGUCUUGGGGUCCUAGUUUUAAUUUCAGCAUCUGGUACAUCGAGCUGCACGGUAUCGAAGAUCCGGACGUGGUGCAGCCCUGCCUUAACUGGUACAGCAAGUACAGAGAACAGGAAGCCAUCCGCCUUUGCCUCAAGCACUUCCGACAGCAUAACUACACAGAGGCCUUUGAGUCCCUGCAGAAGAAGACUCGGAUAGCGCUGGAGCACCCGAUGCUCACCCACCUGCACGACCGGCUGGUGCUGCAAGGAGACUUUGACGCCUGCGAGGAGCUCAUAGACAAAGCUGUGAGAGACGGUUUGUUUAACCAGUAUAUCAGCCAGCAGGAGUACAAGCCCAGGUGGAGUCAGAUCAUCCCGAAGUGCAACAAAGGUACAAGCGCCCAAGAAAUCAGCCGAGAUGACAUGACAAGUGAUGGCGACGACAACAGGCCGGGGAUGAGGGGAGGACAUCAAAUGGUGAUUGACGUCCAGACUGAGACUGUCUACCUGUUCGGGGGCUGGGACGGCACACAGGACCUGGCCGACUUCUGGGCUUACAGUGUUCAGGAGAACCAGUGGGCCUGCAUCUCCAGAGACACGGAGAAAGAGAGCGGUCCGAGCGCUCGCUCGUGCCACAAGAUGUGCAUCGACUCCCAGCGGCGUCAGAUCUACACGCUGGGCCGCUACCUGGACUCCAGCGUCAGGAACAGCAAGUCUCUGAAGAGCGACUUCUACCGCUACGACAUCGAUGCUAACACCUGGACGCUACUCAGCGAGGACACCUCAGCUGACGGAGGACCGAAGCUGGUGUUUGACCACCAGAUGUGCAUGGACUCGGAGAAGCACAUGAUCUACACAUUCGGCGGUCGGAUCCUGACGUGUAACGGCACCGUGGAGGACAGCCGGACGUCCGAGCCUCAGUUCAGCGGACUGUACGCCUACCACUGCCAGGCCGGAACGUGGAGCCUCCUGCGGGAAGACUCGUGUAACGCCGGGCCGGAAGACGUCCAGUCCCGCAUCGGCCACUGCAUGCUCUUCCACACUAGAAACCGCUGUCUGUACGUGUUUGGAGGUCAGAGGUCAAAGACGUACCUCAAUGAUUUCUUCAGCUACGAUGUGGACGGAGACCACGUAGAGAUCAUAUCUGACGGCACCAAGAAGGACUCGGGCAUGGUGCCGAUGACGGGCUUCACCCAGAGAGCCACCAUCGACCCGGAGCUCAACGAGAUCCACGUCCUGUCGGGCCUCAGCAAAGACAAGGACAAACGCGAGGAGAACGUCCGCAACUCUUUCUGGAUCUACGACAUCGCCCGCAACAACUGGUCGUGUGUGUAUAAGAACGACCAGGCGGUGAAAGAAAACCCGAGCAAGGCUCUGCAGGAGGAGGAGCCGUGUCCACGCUUCGCACACCAGCUGGUCUAUGAUGAGAUGCACAAGGUGCAUUACUUGUUUGGUGGAAACCCCGGGAAGUCUUGUUCUCCCAAGAUGCGCCUGGACGACUUCUGGUCCCUCAAAUUGUGUCGGCCCUCCAAGGAGUACCUGCUGCGCCACUGCAGAUACCUCAUCAGGAAAUACAGGUUUGAGGAGAAAGCCCAGUCGGAGCCGCUGAGUGCGCUAAAAUACCUGCAGAACGACCUUUCACUGACGGUGGACCACACGGACCCCGACGAGACCAAAGAGUUCCAGCUCCUGCCCUCGGCUCUCUUCAAGUCUAGCUCUGACUUCAUCCCUCUGGGUUUCUCAGACGUCGACCAGACGUACGCUCAGCGGACGCAGCUCUUCGACACGCUCGUCAACUUCUUCCCAGACAGCAUGACUCCGCCCAAGGGCAACCUGGUAGACCUCAUCACGCUCUAGCCCCUCCGUGCACCUGAUGGGACUGGGGGAGACAGAGACCAGUUAUUUUUCUAUUCCUGAACCCUUCCGGUGGGAUUACACGACAUCUGGAACUCUCCAUCACGCUGACCUCCUCCUGCUGCUGCCACAGUCUGCCGGGUAAAUCUCCGUCACACAACUAUGUCUGAUGGACGGGAUGUUAUUUUUUAAUUCUCUUUCUUUUGUUCUUGCCCUUCUCUCGACCCCCGGGGGGGUCUCAGGAGAUUUAAAGGCCGGUACUCUCAGAUCAGUGAGCACUACUACUGUGGAUAACAGUGAAUGUGUAGAAAGCCUUGUAGUAUUUGCAUUGUAUGUAAUGUAUAUAAUGAAUAAAGAUUGUAUUUUGUUCAGGUUUUCUUAA